Drosophila serrata is the source of this 2127-nucleotide messenger RNA. It is a transcript of the gene Mocs1, whose product is annotated as Molybdenum cofactor synthesis 1. Gene Ontology annotation, biological process: Mo-molybdopterin cofactor biosynthetic process. Lineage: Eukaryota; Metazoa; Arthropoda; Insecta; Diptera; Drosophilidae. Gene Ontology annotation, molecular function: cyclic pyranopterin monophosphate synthase activity; GTP 3',8'-cyclase activity; metal ion binding. The record is from RefSeq and is a predicted model, not a curated record.
UCUUAAUUUUCCAAGUGUAUCCAUUAGAAAGCUUUUCGCAAAUGGCGAAAGCUGGCCACCAGAAGCUCCGCCAUAUGAUCACCGAUUCUGCGGUCUUAGUUUAUAAACAACGCUCGCCGGCGGCAGUUCGGAACCCUCGGAAUCGGCGGUAUAUAUAUAUAGCGAGACGAAGGCGGGGCAGCGUGCCGCUGGUCAUAUGUAAUUGCUUAUCACACCGAACUGUCCGAAAUCGUUAUGUUCUCGGUGCUCCUCCAGUGACAGCGACAUCAACAUCCAUCCCUUUGGCCCCCCCGCGAACUGUCGGUUUACGUAAGCCCAUUCAAUUGUUCGUCGAUUAAAAUACGUUUUAGCUGAGAGAGCACAUUAAUCAAAAUACACGUAAUGCGGCUACUGGCGAGACACGCGAUUCGGCUUUUGGGCCAGGAGAAUGGACGAGGUGGAGCAGUAACAGCAAUCCGGCUAAAGGCCACAACCGGUUCCUUAAAGCUGGCCACAGCAAGUGCUCCAGCGUUGGAGCAGCCGGCAAAACAGGUGCAGAGAAUGAACUCACCGCUAACGGAUACGUUUGGCAGACACCACACCUACCUGAGGAUCUCCCUCACCGAGCGCUGUAACCUGCGAUGUGACUACUGCAUGCCCGCCGAGGGAGUUCCCCUGCAGCCAAAGCAGAAUCUCCUAACCACCGAGGAGAUACUUCGCCUGGCACGCAUAUUCGUAGAGCAGGGAGUCCGCAAGAUCCGUCUAACCGGAGGUGAACCCACAGUCAGGCGAGAUAUAGUUGAAAUAGUGGCCCAGAUGAAGGCUCUGCCGCAGCUGGAGCAGGUGGGUAUAACUACCAAUGCACUGGUACUCACUCGCCUGCUCCCUUCGCUCCAAAGAGCAGGAUUAGAUUCACUCAACAUCAGCUUGGAUACGCUGAAGAGGGAUCGCUUUGAGAAGAUAACACGGAGAAAGGGUUGGGAGCGGGUUAUAGCUGGGAUUGAUUUGGCCGUUCAGCUGGGAUACACUCCUAAGGUCAACUGUGUCCUGAUGCGGGACUUCAAUGAGGAUGAGAUCUGUGAUUUUGUGGAGUUCACCAAGGAUCGUCCUGUGGAUGUGCGCUUUAUUGAAUACAUGCCCUUCUCCGGCAACAAGUGGCACACGGAGAGGUUGAUAUCCUACAAAGAUACCCUGCAGGCCAUUCGGCAAAGGUGGCCAGACUUCGAGGCCCUGCCCAAUGGACCCAACGACACAUCCAAGGCUUACGCAGUACCCGGUUUUAAGGGUCAAGUGGGCUUCAUCACCUCGAUGACAGAACACUUUUGUGGAACUUGUAACAGACUUCGACUCACCGCAGAUGGUAACAUCAAGGUGUGUCUGUUUGGGAACAAGGAGUUCUCCUUGAGGGAUGCCAUGCGAAGAGAUGACAUAUCCGAAGAGCAGUUGGUGGAUUUCAUCGGAGCGGCAGUGCAGCGCAAGAAGCGACAGCAUGCAGGUGCUGCCCCACUGCUCCAUCAUUAUAGCCGCCACCUUCAUCAUCACCUCUAUCAUCAUGCGUACCAUCCAUUAAGGCAACAGCUCCAGAUCAGAAACUGCAGCAGCAUAAGCAGCCAUCUAACUCAUGUCAACGCUCAGGGCAAGGCCCAAAUGGUGGAUGUGGGCGCCAAGCCAUCAACCACAAGAUUAGCUCGAGCCGAGGCCACUGUCCAGGUGGGCGAACGACUUACCCAACUCAUAGCGGCCAACGAGAUAGCCAAAGGAGAUGUUCUGACGGUAGCCCAACUUGCUGGCAUCAUGGGAGCAAAACGCACUUCGGAACUCAUUCCUCUGUGCCACAAUAUCAGCCUAUCCUCGGUCAAAGUGCAGGCUACUCUUUUAAAAAGCGAGCAAUCCGUCCGUCUGGAGGCAUCGGUUCGCUGCUCUGGCCAAACUGGCGUUGAGAUGGAGGCCCUGACCGCCGUCUCUGUGGCUGCCUUAACCGUGUACGAUAUGUGCAAGGCCGUUUCCCAUGACAUCUGCAUCACCAACAUCCGGCUGCUGAGCAAAACUGGUGGAAAAAGGGACUUCCAACGUGAUGAAGCUGCUGAGCUGAAGGUCGAAUAAGCAGAUCUUCAAUAAAUCACAACACGUUCGUUCAUUUCGUUAUAG